Molecule: messenger RNA, 1245 nt
Organism: Electrophorus electricus (electric eel)
Lineage: Eukaryota; Metazoa; Chordata; Actinopteri; Gymnotiformes; Gymnotidae
Cellular component (GO): plasma membrane
Molecular function (GO): transmembrane signaling receptor activity
Source: RefSeq, a predicted model, not a curated record
AAAACCUCAGAGAGUGCGGAAGACGAGCAUCAGUGAAGCUGGUUUCAUGAUGAAGAUCCUUCUCGUCACCACCCUCUGUCUGAUUUCAGGUGCAGUGGACUGCUUUCAUGUUACUGGCCACUCAGGAUGAAGUGUCGUUGUGUUUUUGAGUUAUACGAGCCCAAUAUAUAUUUGCAAGUUGGCAGAAUAUGACCAAUGCAAAUAUAAAAUAGAUUUUGACACCCAAAAUGACACUGUUUAUGAGAGGAAGUUAUCACUGUAUAAAAACAGGAAAGGAUACUUCACACUGUUGAUCAGAGAGCUGAAUCUACAGGAUGCUGGACAGUACCGAUUUAGAUAUUCAUACUGGUUGGAUAAGGAUAUGAACUUGGAAGUUCUUACUGAUACUUGUUGUGUGAAAUCAUGGACAAUGACUGGCUUUCUGAAAGAGUCAGUAUCCAUCUACUGUGGCUACCCAGAGGAGUAUAAAACCAAAUGGAAAUAUUUGUAUAAACUAAAAGGCCACUCAACUGAUGAGGUGAUUUAUGUUCAUGCUGGACAGUCAUAUGAAAAUAAUUCAUUCUCCAUUUAUGAUGACACACACUCAAAUGUGUUCAUUGUGAGCAUCCAUAAUUUGGCUGAGGUAGAUGGAGGAGUUUAUUUAUGUGGAGUGUACAUCCACAUCAGCUACAUCUCCACACUCACAACUGUCCAGCUACAUGUAACAGAUAAAGUGGGGUCAGCCAGAGUCACAGUCUGCCCAGGAGAUCGUGCCAUUAUAAGAUGCAAACAGUCUACAGAUAGAUCCAAAUCCAAGUUCAUCUGUAAGGAAUCCCAUGGGGAAUGUGCAGAGAAAAUGUUCACUAAGGUUCCAGAUGAAUGGCAUAAAAACAGGGUUUUUUCUCUGUACGACGACACCAGUGGAGGAUCCUUGAUGGUUUUCAUCAAAGACCCGUCAGAGAAGAAUUACAGGUGUGGAGUGGAUGAGUCUCAGUUUAAUGAUCAGUACACAGAAGUAAAAAUAGAGGUAAAAGGAGAUUUCUUGUUGGGGGAAGAUUACCUCAGAUGCUGGUUAUAUCGGUGAGACUGUCAGCAUAACCUGUGAGUUUCCGUCAGCAUAUGGAGCAACACCAAAUCAUGUGUGCAAAGAGGACGAGGAUCACAUCUGCCGAGAUAUCAGUGCAUCCACAGCUGCAGGGAAACACUCCUUAUCCGACCACAGCCAAGCAGGAGUCUUCAAAGUUGACAUCAGGAAUCUGAGCCUCA